AAGUUUGCCAAAAUGAACUAAAUGUAUUAAAGUUACGCAAAAGUUAAAAUCGUUUAAAAUGUCUGCCAAAAUCGUGAUAUUGUUUGCUCUGUUUAUGCUGGUUGGAUUAGCGGUAGCUAAUGAUGAUGCCCAUGACAAAAUACUUGAAAAAAUCUGCUCAAAGGAAAAGGAAAUUGACGAAUGCAUUGAAAAAAUUGAACUUGAUGGAGAUUUCUUAGAAGUUGCUAAAAAGUGCUGUGAGGGAAUUGAAAAUGGAACAGGAAAACAUUUCCAAGAAUGGAUUUGCAGUUCUGGAAAAGAAACAGUAAAUGAAUGUUGCAAGUGUAUUGCUGAAGAAACCGGUAGCUUGGUUUCAGAAGCAGAGCAAGAAUUCAGGAAAUGCAUUGAAGAAUAAUUUCAAAAGAAAUGAAUGAACGGAACUUCUGAAUAUUUCCUGAAAGAAACAAAUAUAUUUUGUAUUAAUUAGCAACAGUAAAUUUACAAAAAGACUGUCUUAUUAAAUCCAUAAGCAUGGCAUGACUAUAUGUAGAUAUGAUCUAUUAAUAAAAUUUUUAUUAUAAAA
Messenger RNA from Parasteatoda tepidariorum (common house spider), 562 nucleotides. RefSeq lists its product as uncharacterized. The record is from RefSeq and is a predicted model, not a curated record. Lineage: Eukaryota; Metazoa; Arthropoda; Arachnida; Araneae; Theridiidae.